Molecule: messenger RNA, 552 nt
Organism: Spinacia oleracea (spinach)
Lineage: Eukaryota; Viridiplantae; Streptophyta; Magnoliopsida; Caryophyllales; Amaranthaceae
Exons: 1
Coding region: 1-552 (183 amino acids)
Source: RefSeq, a predicted model, not a curated record
AUGCCAAUUCCUAGUGGGCUUACUUGGUCACUAAGGAAAUUCUGGCAGUGCAGAGAUGUUUUUAUUCAGAGUGGUGGAGCAGAUCAGUUUGUGAAGGCUGGAAAAUUCAGAAUUCAAAGACUGUACAGGUUUUUGCAUGAUAGUGGUAACCAAGUUGAAUGGAGAAGAAUUAUUUGCAACAGUAGAGCUAGACCCAAAAGUACUUUCAUUGUUUGGCUUGCUGUUCAAAAUAGAUUAGCUACCAAAGAUAGACUUCUAGGUUGGAAUCUGUCUAUUCAGAGUAGUUGUGGGUUGUGUCAGAUGCAUGAUGAAACACUGUGUCAUCUCUUUUUUGAGUGCAGUUAUGCCAAGCAAAUCUGGACUGCAGUGUUGCAGGAACUAGGCAUAGCUAGGGGGUGUCUUUCUUGGCAGGAGGAGCUUAGCUGGGUUGCUAAGAAAAGUAGAAGUAAUAGGUUGAGUCAUAUUAAAUGUAGUGUUGCCUUCAUAGAGACUGUUUAUGCAGUCUGGAUUCAGAGUUGUUUAGAGAUAAACUGGAGCCUGUUCCAGUUGUAG